AUGGUUCCACCAACCUCUGUGAUGUACUUUUCAGUUUCAAAGAACAAAUUGACCGGACGAAUCCCUGAAUCCUUUUGCAAUUUGAGCUUUAUUCAACAUCUUGACUUGUCUAAUAACAGCUUCACUGGAACAAUUCCACAAUAUCUAGAAAACUAUAAUAUGCUCUUGUUCUUGAACCUGCGAACAAAUAACUUCCAUGGUCACAUCCCUUCAUUCCUAGAUUGUCCUUUUGAUUAUCUUAAUCUUAAUGGCAAUCGAUUGAAUGGAUCGUUACCACCCUCUUUGGUUAAUUGUAAUGACUUACAAGUUUUAGAUGUUGGGAAUAACAGGAUUAAUGAUACAUUUCCUCAUUGGUUAGGAAGUCUUCCAAAAUUGCAAGUUGUUGUCUUGAAAACUAUCAUGCGUGGAGAUAAAGGUAGUCUUGAAGUUGAAUACAUGAGUGGACAUCACGGGGUCUAUUCGGGGCCAGGUUUUGAGUAUUAUUCAAUGGUUUUGGUGGUUAAAGGAGUUACUAUGGAAAUUGAGAGAAUUCUAUCCAUUUUAGCAGCCAUGGAUUUGUCAAACAACCAAUUCCGAGGAUCAAUUCCAGAAAUAGUUGGAAAGUUCAACUCACUCAAACUUCUUAACUUUUCUAACAACAUCCUUAGUGGUCAUAUUCCAUCAUCAUUGGGAAAUUUGACAAAACUUGAAUCAUUGGAUUUGUCUUCAAAUAGGCUUGUUGGAGAGAUUCCCAAACAGUUGGCAAGUUUGACAUCUCUUGCAGUGUUAAAUCUUUCAUACAAUCAACUUGUGGGACCUAUACCUGAAGGAUCUCAAUUUAAUACAUUUUCAAAUGAUUCAUACAUUGGAAACUUGGGAUUGUGUGGAUUUCCAAUGUCGACAGAAUGUAGCAGUGAUAAGCCAAUUGAACCACCAUCAGCAAUAUUUCCUGAAGAUGACAAUGAUCCAGGCUGGUUUGAUUGGAAAAUCGCCAUAAUAGGUUAUGGAAGUGGGUUGGUGAUCGGUUUGUCUAUUGGAUAUAUUGUAUUUACAACGAGGAAACCAGAAUGGCUUAUAAGGAUGGUGGAAAGAGAGGGACCAGCCAAUGUGAGAAGCUUGAACAGAAGACACCGAGGAAGAAGAAAUCCAUAA
Messenger RNA from Pistacia vera, 1131 nucleotides. RefSeq names its product receptor-like protein 33. The coding region runs from base 1 to 1131 and encodes 376 amino acids. The record is from RefSeq and is a predicted model, not a curated record. The transcript is spliced from 2 exons. NCBI's taxonomy places the organism in Eukaryota, Viridiplantae, Streptophyta, Magnoliopsida, Sapindales, Anacardiaceae. Gene Ontology annotation, molecular function: protein binding.